Messenger RNA from Lycium barbarum (goji berry), 1629 nucleotides. RefSeq lists its product as uncharacterized. The record is from RefSeq and is a predicted model, not a curated record. Gene Ontology annotation, molecular function: nucleic acid binding. The transcript is spliced from 5 exons. Lineage: Eukaryota; Viridiplantae; Streptophyta; Magnoliopsida; Solanales; Solanaceae. The coding region runs from base 1 to 1629 and encodes 542 amino acids.
AUGGCAAAUACACCACAAUCAUCAGAGGGAAACUCUUCUUCUUCUGCAGUUAUGGACUCUAGCAGUCCAUAUUAUCUCCAUCCCUCAGAUUCCCCAGGGAUGAAUCUUGUGAAUUUCGUUUUUGAUGGAACUAUUUUUGCUGCGUGGAGAAGGUCCAUCAUUAUUUCUCUAUCAGCUAAGAACAAGAUGAGUUUUAUUGAUGGUUCUUCCGAAAUACCAUCUGCUGAUACACCUGAGUUCAAGCUUUGGACUAGGUGCAAUAACAUGGUGAUUUCUUGGCUGCUUAACUCCCUUUCAAAAGAAAUUGCAGGGAGUGUGAUAUACUCAAAAUCUGCUAAAGAUCUCUGGACUGACCUUCAUGACAGGUUUGGUCAGUCCAAUGGAGCUCAACUCUAUCAUCUUAAAAAAAGCCUCACAGAUCUGGUGCAAGGAACAACUGAUGUAUCAGGAUAUUUCACAAGAAUCAAGAGGAUUAGGGAUGAGCUGGAUGCUCUCUCCAGCGGAGAAAUAUGUUCUUGCAACUGCACCUGUGGAGGAAAGAAGAAAAUAGUCAAAUCCAAGCAGGACGAAAGAUUGAUCCAAUUUCUAAUGGGACUUAAUGAUGUUUAUGCAGCAGUAAGAAACAACAUACUCAUGAUGUCACCUCUCCCUAAUGUGAAUCAUGCCUACUCUAUCCUCAUUCAAGAUGAGAAACAGCGAGAGGCAUAUGUUAAUCCUAAGUUUCCAGGUGACUCAUCUUCAUUUCUUGCAACACAUCAGAAUUUCUCAGGUCAGAGAAUAAUAGGCUAUCCACCUGAUUUUAAGUUCAGCAAGGGGUCAAAAUCACAACCAAACAACAAAGGGAACUCUAUGGCUAACGCAGUGACAACAGUUGGAUAUUCAGGUUACACAACAAAUGGGAAACAAGAAAAUGGAUCAGUUGCUCAGGAGAACUAUGGUCGUUUGGAAGAAGAGUUUCAGAAUGCACAGAUUGGAGAUGUGCCAUUUGCAGGAAGUGAGGUUUCAGCUAACAUGGUGCACUGUUUUGCUGAUUCAGGAGCUUCUGCUCAUAUGUCGUUUGACCCUUCUUUCUUUACUACUCUUACACUUCUGCCUUCUCCUAUUUAUGUCAAGCUCCCAAAUUCUUUUAGGGGCCAUUCAAUGAGGACCCCUCUGGUUAUUGGUGAAGCAAAGGAUGGGAUCUAUAUUGUUACAUCCGGCAUUUUUGCAUAUUCGAAAAAUUCGAAACAAUUUGGCUUCUGUAGUUCUUUUCCUAGUGCUUUUUCUAUUCCAGUAAACAAUAGGGAUGAUGUAAAAUUAUGGCACAUUAGAUUGGGCUGCAUGCCUUUUGAUUCAAUGAAAAACAUCAGUCCCUCUUCUUCCUUUUCUCAUUUUGAUCACAAAUGUGAUAUAUGCCCUGUUGCUAGACAAACUAAACUGCCAUUCCCUUCUAGUUGCAUCAAAACUAAGGUAAUUUUUGAGUUAAUUCAUGUGGACACUUGGGGACCCUAUAAAUCAUCUACCUACAAUGGAUACAAGUAUUUUCUUACUAUUGUAGAUGAUUUUAGUAGAGCAACUUGGACUUAUCUCUUGAGCACUAAAAGCAAUGCUUUCCCUGCACUAAAAAACUACCUAGCUUACAUUGAAUGA